Branchiostoma floridae (Florida lancelet) is the source of this 4704-nucleotide messenger RNA. RefSeq names its product 4-galactosyl-N-acetylglucosaminide 3-alpha-L-fucosyltransferase FUT5-like. The record is from RefSeq and is a predicted model, not a curated record. Gene Ontology annotation, molecular function: alpha-(1->3)-fucosyltransferase activity. The coding region runs from base 709 to 2049 and encodes 446 amino acids. Lineage: Eukaryota; Metazoa; Chordata; Leptocardii; Amphioxiformes; Branchiostomatidae. The transcript is spliced from 2 exons. Gene Ontology annotation, cellular component: membrane.
UGAAUGGGUCAGUCAUCAGUCCUACGGCCGGCCACGGGAAGGUAUUGUCUUAGCUGAGCCGUCUUCAAUCAAUUCCUGACAUCAUAGCUAUUAAAGUCAGAUCUCAAUUGCUUGGAAGACGUUAUGCUUCAAUGAAACCUUUCAUCUCAUCAGUGCAUCUAUGUACUUGAAUUCACCGCGAAAUAAGGACGCCAAUCGAGGCUACAUGUUAUAGGGGUAAGACUGAAACAGCAUUUCUUCCUUAUCCGCGUCACCAAGAGUGAGGACAAAGCUACGUGAGAAACGGAUAAGUUUUUUUUUUUUAACGCAGUGAUUUUGAGAUCCACUCACACCGAGAUGGACCACUACUCUUAUCCAUAAGUGCGCCAGUGGAUUCUUCAAGAUGUUCGGGAUGUGGCUCUCCUAAAAUAUCCCGUCCGAGAACACUUCCGUAACCUAAACAAGGACAAGAUACAAGUGACGAAAUUCCUAUUAGUCCAUUUCAUAAGGGCAUGGCAUUGAGUAGUCUGUGUAACACAAACUCUGAUGUCCAGGGCUGUAACUGGUCCUUCCUCGAAGAUGUUGGACGGGCUGUUAUAAGCGAGGUUUAUUCGGGCUAGACAUUGUGAACUAAAAGGAUUUGGACUCAGGGCGGCCAAACGCCCUAAAGGCCCAUCGGAUACCAACAACUACAGUAACGGUCAUCUUCGGAUUAAACUGAAAGUCAACAUGGAGGCUAAAAAAGAGCACGGCCUGUUUAAGAAAUGCGAACGUCUUUUGGUGUUAUGCAUCUUCAUGUAUAUCGUGUUCAUCGUGCGCAGUUAUUUGUCAAUAGUGCAUGUUAUCUUGAAUCGUAUGGUUGGCUACAACAAGACUGAAGUUUUGCCCUAUGAGGUUGGAAACGUGUCUCUUAUUCAGCGCUCAGGACUACCCAACUACGACCUCUUCCUUCCCUCCGACGCUGAACACCCGUCCGCGCGAUUUUAUUCCACCUGGAACGUAAACGCCUCGACAUUGCCAAGUAAGAAGUCAUCGGACCGCAAGAAAGUUAUCAUUUGGAACCCGACUUCCAGGUGGCCAACCCCAAACGCAAUACCGUGUCUCUCCCUGCCUCAGUGUGAAUUCGUUAAAAAGAAACGGAGGACGAUCAAGACUGAGGAUGCGGACGCCAUCAUCUUCCGAGGUAUCCAUGGGAUUCCACGUAAGUACCGCAGAAGCUGGUUUCCUAAGACACGGCCUGAUCAUCAGAUCUGGGUAUAUUUUGCAUUUGAAUGCCCGCACCUUACAAGAGGCAUCGACUUGAUCUCUUACGCAGGUGUGUUCAACUGGACCAUGACGUACAGAAAUGAUUCCGACAUUCUCGCGCCGUGGGGCCAUAUCACCCAGGUCUACAAAGCACUGGCUGAAAACCCACCCACUCCAAACAAAGAUUAUGCAAAGGAGAAAAAUAAGCUAGUCAUAUGGUAUGUGACUGAUUGCUACCAGUAUUUGAGUCGCACUAAGUAUGCUACUGAAUUGGUCCAGCACAUUAAAGUGGACGUUUUUGGAGCCUGUGGGGAUGUGAAGGGCUCAUGUCCAAAGGGGGACAGGGAAUGCUUAAAGGAGCACGUACGCCAGUACAAGUUCUACUUAGCAUUUGAAAAUUUUAGAUGCAUUGAGUAUAUAACGGAAAAGUUCUGGCACAAUUCCCUUGAUUAUGAUAUCGUUCCGGUCGUAUUCGGUGCGUCAAAAGGUCAUUAUGAAAGAUUCACUCCACCUAAUUCGUUCAUUCAUGUAGACGACUUCGAGUCCCCCGAGGCGUUGGCGAAAUACUUGAACUAUCUCGACCAGAACGACGAUAAGUAUAACGAAUAUUUUGCUUGGAAAACCAAACCUCCAAAAAACCUGCCCGAGCUUUUUGAAUCCAGAUUUUGCGACGUCUGUAAGAAACUCCUGCGGGCGUCACCCACGGAGAGAAAGGUGUACACGGACCUGGACAGGUGGUGGAGGGGUGAAAACUAUGAGUACUGUGAGCCAAUCGUGUGGGACGGGAGACUUAAAGGUAAAAAUAAUGCAGUACGUUUCCCCUAAUGUAGAUAUAUAGUUUUCAUUACGUCCCAUACAAUUAAUCACGGUGUUAAUAGCAACGGAUAGCAUUUAGUGGUCAUUUCUUCAUAUCGGUACCGAACAAAGCUGCAUGGCAACAAUUGAUGAUAUUGCGAACAGAAUGAUGUAAUGAGAAACCUAGCUGGCUAGGGCUUAGGUCAUAACAUUUCUAAACCGGGGUCCCGACCGGACAGCUUUCGGGAAUAAUAAUUUAAAAGACAUCAAAAUACACGAAAUGACAAAGUAACAUUAAUGGGCAUGGUUUGUGUUAAACUUCUAGGUAUACAUAUUAAUUUUUCGUUUAUUAAAACAUCCCGGCCGGGCCCCGGUUUGGAAGUGUGACCUUAGCCUAAACUUGGUACAUUCACUGUGAAGAAAUGUAAGAAGAACAUCUUACUAUUACCUAUAGCUAGUACAACAUAUACUAGGUAUAUGCUGAGUGGAUUUACUAAUAAAACAAUAUGUUUCAUUACAUUGCUUUUACUUAGUAUUUACAAUACUCGAUCCGCACAGACAGUAAAGAUUGGUCGAAAUGUGGUAGACUAAAGGUAGAGGAAAUGCAGAAAUUGUUUACUGUACAAAUACUUCAAAGCAACAAGGAUGUUGUUAGAACCGCCUUGGUCAAAUGAUAUUUUGAUGAUAGAAACUGCAUUGUACGUAGUAAGUAAACUCUACAUGUUGAUACAAUUCUUUGUACGUAUGCUUUGUUGUGAUUUGAUACAUGUAGUUAUAGAAGCUGCGAAAGUCAUGAUACCUUUGUAAUCAUGCUAAAUCUAAAUAACAAAUCAUCCAUAGCUUCCUGAGUUAUGCUGUUCAAGGACAAACCACAAACUUGCUAUCGAAAAUAUAAUGUUCCUGACAAAAAGCCUUUGCACACAAAUGCGCAUUUCACCCAUGAGCAGUGGAUAGUUUGCAACUGCUGAGUAUGAUGCAACAGUUAAAUGUAUGAAAAAAUAAUCGUUACUGUUGCUUGUCAUACAGUGAUCUUCACAAAACUCACCCGCUAACUUUGGACUCUGUACAGAUAUCAGGUGGGGUCAGUGACCAUCAUGCUGUUGACCUUUGCUCCGUAUCGCAUGCCGCCUUACGACAAACUCAAUUCAACUUUGCAGAUUCACAAGCUUAAACUUCCACAGUAAACUUUAGAGUUCCACAAGUUGCCCAAAUAAGUAAAAAGGAGGACGAAAAUAAACACGACCAGAUAAGGGUAGCAAACAUGACUUUUUUCCACAACACCAUCAGAAUUCACAAUUACUGUGUACAGAAACUAUCUUUUGGAAGUUGUUAGGAGCUAAUACAGCUUAGUACUAGAGUAUACAUAACAUCCACAAAAUAUCACUUGAUAAGAAGUAUUGGUAUUAAUGAAAACAAUACAGCAUAAGGUUUUAGACUCAUAGCACAUUUUCCCAUACUUCAACACACCAGAGUAGUGUAUCAACUCUUGUGUUACAUCUUUGGAUUCAGUGGAUUUUAAAAAAGGCACUUAGUCAGUUGACACAUACUGAAAAAAAGAAAAUGAAUUAAAAACAGGACAAUGAAACAAUUAUUUACUUUUGUCAAGUCACGUAAAUACCCCAUAGUUCUCAAUCUUAAUUUUCAUGGUCUACAUAGGUUUCUUACUUGCACCAUUCAAGUCCUAAAUAUACAAACAACUCUUUGCUUCCUUUGGUAUGAGUUUUAGGCAAUACAUUUUGAUUCCCAAACGGGUGUUGAAUAUCUUCUAAAAUCAUUUUUCCUCACUAGAACAGAAAAUAUGAACGUCUCCAUUCAAUUUCAGGUAAGGCCAGUCAAUCGUAAUUCCUAGGAGAAUGAGCUCUGCCUUGAAUGUACCAAAAUUGCUGUAGACCUUCCUUUACAUGUACAUGUACAUGUACAUGUACAUUGUAUUACAUUAUCAUCCAGGUUCCACUGGACCAAGAACAGUUUACAAACCUGUCUGUACAUUCAUCAUUGUGAUCAUAGUUUCAUGUCUUUAUUUUACUGUAAAUCAAACGUCUGAAAAAGAAGAAGCCAACUUUUCUUGUCAUUGUCUAGUACUUAUGUUACAUGUCUUACAUGCCAAACAGUUGCUACUGUCUGAAGUACAAUAUUAUAGAUAAAAUAGGUCUGAGCUAUGCUCAUGUACUACUUAUAAGGGUUGUCAUCUGUCCAAAUUCUAGUCUAAUCCAGAGUAGUAAUAAGUUAGCUUUAAAAAGGUUUAGAGGUUGUUUUUCACUGUUAACAUGGUUGUUGGCUAGCUGACCAAAUUUGAAAAGAUUUGGAAGAAAAUAACAAUUUCAUCUGAGACCAUGGUUUUUCACCAUGAUUGUGGUACAUUGUAUCAGCUGUGAGGUCAUCUGAUACAGGAUGGUUGGAUUAUAACAUUGCAUCUAACAUUGCAUAUUUUAUCAACAGCUCAAUCUCCAAGGAAUUUUUAGCAAGCCUGUCACAGUAAAUCAAACAUAUCUUCACUGAGUUCCAUAACAUUUAACAAAAGCCUCAUUUAUAAACACUGUUGUGCAGUGAAAAUGUACUGUACAGGCUCACUAAGACAAAGCAAAGGAAACUAUCUUAAUACAAACACCCAUUCAGAACAACAGGUAACUUUCCAUUAAAAGAUAUCUUCUGUUCGUGACAAUUCUAAGAUAUAUCUUCCCACAC